AUUAAUGUUUGCUCUCUAGCUCUUACUCAUAGGCUUAGCCCAUUUAUCAUAAGGUUUAUCGUCUUCUUCUCUCUCUUGAUUAUAUUGAAAAUUUAAAUAUGGCUGGGAAGCGGUUCUUUAACGGUUCUAAAUCCGACCAAGAUCUUCCGGCGGCUGAGAUUCGGACAAAGAGGCCUAAGUUUUCUCUAGCUUCCGUUGUGGAAGAAGUCGUUAUGGUGAACUCCUUUCAGAACCUUUUCUCGUCUUUGGAACCUCUGCUUAGAAGAGUGGUGAACGAAGAGGUUGAGCACGUUCUAAGACAAUCCACUCGCCAUUUUAAUCGGUCAUCAUCACUUCGAAUCCAAGCCCUGGAGCCAUCAAGUUUACAACUAGUGUUCACCAAGAACCCAUUACUACCAAUUUUCACCGGAAGCAAGAUCCAAGACGUGGACGGAAAACCCCUUGAAAUUCAAGUGGUGGACAAAAGCGGCGAUCAAACGGUGCCUUUCUCAGUCCCCCACCCGGCCAAAGUUGAGAUUAUUGUUCUUGAUGGGGACUUCCCUCCAAGAGACGACUCUUGGACAAGGGAUCAAUUUGAUAAGAAUAUUGUCAAGGAGAGGGCCGGUAAAAGGCCUUUGCUUCACGGAGACUUGACCGUCACGUUAAGAGACGGUAAGGCUACGAUUGGAGAGAUUGAGUUCACCGAUAACUCCAGCUGGAUUCGGAGUCGGAAGUUUCGGAUCGGAGCGAGGCUUCUGCCGGGGUCCAAUUCUCAGGGUUUGAGUGUUCGAGAAGCGUUGACUGAGGCUUUUGUUGUCAAAGAUCAUCGGGGAGAAUUAUACAAAAAGCACUAUCCUCCCAAGUUGGAAGAUGAUGUGUGGAGGCUAGAGAAAAUCGGCAAAGAGGGAGCUUUUCACAAAAAGCUGUCUGCAAAUAAUAUUAAUACAGUACAAGACUUCUUGAAGUUGUCUGUUGUCGACACAAAUAAGCUUAAAGAUAUUUUAGGCAUUGGGAUGUCAGAAAGAAUGUGGGAGGUAACUCUAAAGCAUGCCAAGACUUGUGAAAUGGGCAACAAAAUGUACAUAUACCGUCCAAGUCAGCUCUCUACCAUAUUCCUUAAUCCUAUUUGCCAACUUGUCAGGGCUGAGAUUAAUGGAGAAGUCUUCUGCUACGGCUGCAAGCAGUUUAGCAAUAAUAAGGCCUACUUUGAAAGCUUGGUAAAGGAAGCAUAUGCUAAUUGGAAUUCACUAGAAGUAAUGAUGGACGUAGCUAUUGUGAAUGAGAUCAGUCCUACUGCCCUAUUAACACAAGGAGAUAUUAGUAUGGAUCAGGCGCAAUACCACAACCAGGGUCAUGCUUUGGCGAUUAAACCGUUUGAGCAAACGGAGCAUCAAACUGAAGAUAAUAAAGCUAUGUUGAGUAUGGGUUAUGUGGUUCCGAGCAAUGUACAGAUGGAUUCCACUGAUUGGAUGCAGGGGAACACAGUACUACAAUACAAUAACAAUGUUCACAGCAAUAAUAGUAUUUAUGGUAACAUCAAUAAUACUACUGGCAUUGGGGCUACCCACUCGGAGUCUUCCUCCGAUGGUGAUAUUUUAGCAUCUCGACGUUUUAGUUGAUAUAUAAGGAGAAAAGCAAAAAAAAGUCAACUUGAAAUUUCUCCCUCAUAUCAAUUUUAAUUUAUAUAUAUAUAGGUCGUUUCGAAAGUGAAACUGUAUUGUCCGAGUUUCAAAUAGGUUGUGAAUAAUAUCUACCUACCCAGGUUCUAGGAUCCUGUUAUUCCAAUUCAUUAAAUGUACUGUUUUUCAUGUUUUUUCCCCUUUAAUGUAAAUCAUUUUAGGCA
This is a messenger RNA of Humulus lupulus (European hop), 1822 nucleotides long. Its product is annotated as protein SAR DEFICIENT 1. Gene Ontology annotation, cellular component: nucleus. The record is from RefSeq and is a predicted model, not a curated record. Gene Ontology annotation, biological process: regulation of salicylic acid biosynthetic process. Gene Ontology annotation, molecular function: calmodulin binding; DNA-binding transcription factor activity; sequence-specific DNA binding. The transcript has 7 exons. NCBI's taxonomy places the organism in Eukaryota, Viridiplantae, Streptophyta, Magnoliopsida, Rosales, Cannabaceae. Bases 99 to 1598 code for a protein of 499 amino acids.